GUCCGCACGGAAGGUCGGACCUACUUCCGCGUUUUCCGGAAAUCGCUGCAGCAGCAGGGAAAUGUGAAGCAACAACAAAUGCUGAGUCUGUGCUGAAUGAUACAGUGGUGAAAGUUGAGUAGUGCUGCACGGGCUGUACAUAACCCCAAUAAAUCGUUGAUUUAUUGUUCAGCGUAUAGCAGAGGGUCGACCACCAGGAAAAGCUGUCGCAGUCACGCAUUUCUGAUUGCAAGAGAAUACUGCCUGUUCUCAGCAGACUGUGAAAAAUGGGUCGAGGUCGAAGCAAAUCGCGCGACAGAUCUCCUGGGAGGUCACGGAGCAGACAGGCAGAAGAGAAGAAGGCUGAAAAGAGGAAACGCAGAAAAUCUUCCUCAUCAUCAUCCUCAUCCUCUUCGUCAUCCUCCAGCUCUAGCAGUGCCAGUCAGAGUCCUGCAAAGAAGAAUGCUCGCACAUCCAGCAAAAGCCAAGACAGAAAGCAGGAGAAGCGCAAGGCCUCCAAGCGCCAACGGAGCUCCUCUUCCUCCUCCUCGUCCUCCAGCUCAUCCUCCUCCUCGUCCAGUGAUGAAGAGGCCCGGAAGAAAAGAAAGCAGCGCAAGGCCAAGAAGCGCAUGAAGAAGCUCAAGGCAAAGGAGAAAAGGAAGGAAAAGAAGAGGCUGAAGAAGGAGAAGAAGAAGAUGAAGAAGCUUAAAAAGCUGGCAGAGAAGUCUGAGCUGGGCACCGCUCCUGGAGGCCCGCCCCUCUCUGUCUCCGUGGCAACGCUGGCCCCUGGUUGCCUGGAGACGUGGCAGAGUGAGGAAGCUGUAGAGCAGGGACCAGCCAUGACAGACGAGCAGAAGGCGCGACUCUCCACCAAGCGACCCCUCACCAAGGAGGAGUAUGAGGCCCGGCAGAGUGUCAUCCGCAGGGUUCUGGACCCAGCGACAGGACGCACUCGUCUGGUGCGAGGAGAUGGUGAAAUUCUGGAGGAGAUUGUCAGCAAGGAAAAACACAAGGAAAUAAAUAAGCAGGCCACCAAGGGUGAUGGAAACGCUUUCUCCAAGAGGAUGGGCAUCAACAGGUAGAGGAGCCCUCCGUCUCCAGCCCUGUGUCCUCCAUCUUAAAACUGUCUCUCUGCGCUCUGGUCCAGGGAGAGGGAGAGGGAGAGGAAGAGAGAAGGAGCGCUGUCGCUCAGGGCAGGGGUCCUGGAACCGAUCCCUGUGGGACUCUGUGCCAAUUCAAACCCCACUACCCAAGUGGUUACCCUCCUGCAGCCUCUCUGCUUCAGGGAUAGUGGGGGAAUCAAAAGACAUUACGUCCAUUCCAUGCCAUUCUUUUAGACGUCAGAUUGGAAUGUCAACACAAUGUUAAGACUAUUUGAUGUACAGGUCAAUGAGAGUUUUUUUUUGGACUGAGAUGUCGAGUGGUACAAUCACAGCUAAUGCCCAUGAAUAAAUUAGUAAUUGGUAAUUAAUGUGCUGCAAUGAAUAUGCUUCUUAGGUAACCCACUAAAAACAACAUAAAUAGAAUCCUACAAUAGUGGCAUUUGCUGUGGUUGCUCCACUCUGACGUGUGCUACAACAAAAACGUCCUUGACCCAUACAUUCAGUACUGUAAGCUAACGCUUUUAAGCAAGACUUGAAGUAAAACCAAGCGUUAUCUCCUCCACAUGGAAUGAAAGUGGAGAAUUGGACUUCAUGCCGUAACGAUGUCAUAUGUAAUGCAAGGCGACUCAUAAAACACUUACUUCAGCUAAGUCUCACUGCCAGAGUUAAGUGGUGGAAUCGGGAGCAACUGUUUUAGCAAUAUUGCUGUGCUACAAUUAGACUUACUUCUUAAGAUAAGACUAUGGAAUGUUUCUUCUGCUCAUUGAUAUCUAAUACGAGUGAUAAAAUCUCCAAAUUACAUGUUUUUUAUGUUAUGCUGAAACUUUCAUGUUCAAAGAGUUUCAAAAUUCAAAGAGUUGUAUUGUGUAUCAUUGUAUGAUCUGCUAUGAAAACAACAUGUAAUUCAUUGGGACUGGUUAUAUCGUGCAUGAACUUGAAAUGUUUCUCACCUAGUACAUCUGCUUCUACCUGGUGAUGCCUAAUGAGCUAUUAAGGUUUGAUGUUAAUACAACCUUAAAAGAUGCCAAAUAAGCUCUUGUUAUUCCUGAUAUCGUACUAUAAAUCAAGAUUUUGAUUGGCAGUAGCUGUGAGGUUUGACUUCCGUUCCAGUAUUCCAGAAGGCAAACUGUAGUGUCUGACUGGGUAUGUGAGAGCAGAUCAAACAAUGAGUCUUGACUGAGAGAAGUCUAAUGUUGUUGGCUUUAGUUAACUGAAAUUUUAUUUGAGUGUCUUGACAACUCAUUUUCAACUAAAUGAACCCUGAGUGAUCACUAAACCAUGCAUUCGUAUUGGUCAAGUGAGCUCUCUGUGAAAAGUCAGGAAAAUGUGCACAGUAAUGACAGUAAUAAAGCCCUGAUGAAAUGAA
Engraulis encrasicolus (European anchovy) is the source of this 2448-nucleotide messenger RNA. It is a transcript of the gene arl6ip4, whose product is annotated as ADP-ribosylation factor-like 6 interacting protein 4. Lineage: Eukaryota; Metazoa; Chordata; Actinopteri; Clupeiformes; Engraulidae. The record is from RefSeq and is a predicted model, not a curated record. The coding region runs from base 267 to 1061 and encodes 264 amino acids. The transcript has 6 exons.